Molecule: messenger RNA, 954 nt
Organism: Hyaloperonospora brassicae
Lineage: Eukaryota; Oomycota; Peronosporomycetes; Peronosporales; Peronosporaceae
Source: the annotation of a GenBank genome assembly
AUGAAGCUCUUUAAAGUCGCUGAUACGCCCAUUGCUGACGAGAUUGCAACGUACUUGGGCGUUAAACUGAACGACAUGGAGGUCAAGAACUUCAACGACGGCGAGACAAGUGUGAUUGUCAACGAGAACGUGCGUGGCAAACGCGUCUACAUUGUGAGCUCGACGACCACAGUGGAUCGGUUGAUGGAGCUCCUGCUGGCGAUCGCGGCCAUGCGUCGUGCUUCUGCCAAGAAAAUCACAGCGGUGAUCCCGUUUUACGGCUACGCGCGAAUGGAUUUGAUGCACAAGGGCCGUGAGCCAAUUGCUGCUGCCGAUAUUGCACGCAUGCUUGAAACUAUGGGCGUUGACCACGUCGUGUCGGUGGACCUUCACAGCGCGCAGAUCGAAGGUUUUUUCAAGCCGCAGAUCCCAGUGGACAAUCUCCGGGCUUUUCCUGUAGGUGCCGUAUACUUUUCGGAGCAAACGCUGGGUAAACCGAUUGUCGUAGCGCCGCACUCGGCUGCUGUCAACCGAGCCGCUACAUUCCGCGACACUCUCUCGCGCACAAUCGACGAGUUUGUGCCAUUGGCGUUCGUGAUCCGCAAACACCAGCUCGACGAGGAUCAACCUGGCGAGCUGGUGGGUGACGUCAAAGGCAAGGACUGCAUCGUUGUGGAUACGCUCGUGGACACUGGGUCCACUUUGACGAAAACCGCCAAACUGCUCAAGGCCAAUGGCGCUAGGACUGUGUCAGCUUUCGCAGUGCACGCUCGCUACUCUGCUCAUGCCGUGCAAACGCUACAGGAGUGCAAGGAAUUGGACAAACUAGUGACGACCAACACCAUUCCCAUGCACAUGAACACGAACGAGAUGGCGCCAAAGAUCGUGACGCUGUCUGUCGCGCCGUUUAUUGCUGAAGUCAUUUCGUGUAUCCACACGAAGAGCUCCAUUAUCCAAGUGUCCAAGACGAAAUAG